AUGAUAAUUCUCAAUGCUGUGAGAAACCUUUGUUAUCACCGGAUAAUCCAAAAUCCGCGACCAUUCUACAUCAGAACUGUCUCGACUACGAAUAAGAAAUCCGAGGUAAUUGAAGCGCAUCCCGAUAAACCUCACGUAAUCAAAGAAGAAACAAAUGAAGACCACGCACCGGCGAAUAAACGAGACUGGCGUUCGUUUGGAUUCGAUGAUUUGAACGAAGCUAGAGAUAGAAUGUGGGCUUACUCGACCAAUUUCUUCCUGGUAUUUUGUUCGCUGACUUGCGUCUUUAUAAUGAUGUACUAUCCGGACGCAGCUGAUCAAAAUUGGACUCAACGCGAAGCAUUUAUUGAGCUAAGACGUCGCGAAGUCUUAGGGUUGCCGUUAGUCGAUAUGAAUUACGUGGAUCCCGCAACCGUCCGGUUACCUCCUGAUGAAGAACUCGGUGACGACGAUAUUAUUAUUUAG
Messenger RNA from Planococcus citri (citrus mealybug), 465 nucleotides. It is a transcript of the gene NP15.6, whose product is annotated as NADH dehydrogenase [ubiquinone] 1 beta subcomplex subunit NP15.6. Lineage: Eukaryota; Metazoa; Arthropoda; Insecta; Hemiptera; Pseudococcidae. The record is from RefSeq and is a predicted model, not a curated record. The coding region runs from base 1 to 465 and encodes 154 amino acids. The transcript has a single exon.